Pungitius pungitius (ninespine stickleback) is the source of this 2456-nucleotide messenger RNA. It is a transcript of the gene ddx43, whose product is annotated as DEAD (Asp-Glu-Ala-Asp) box polypeptide 43. The transcript has 16 exons. Lineage: Eukaryota; Metazoa; Chordata; Actinopteri; Perciformes; Gasterosteidae. The coding region runs from base 124 to 2229 and encodes 701 amino acids. The record is from RefSeq and is a predicted model, not a curated record. Gene Ontology annotation, molecular function: RNA helicase activity; RNA binding; ATP binding.
UUUCGCAGAAAUGUGCGGACUUACGGAGCGGCCGUGAAUGCGUCCUGAUUGACAGUUGAUGGCAGUUGGUGAGGCGGGAGAUCGCGCUAACGUUAGCUACCCGGACAGAGGCCCGGAUUCAAAAUGUCCGACUGGGAGGAGGAGGAGGAGGGCAGCGCUGCCGUCCCAAAGCCCGCUCCGACCGAAUGGAAAGUACCGCGUGACGACGGCGUGAGAAACGGAACCGGCUCCGGUGAUUCGAGGGGGUGGCGAGCGGACUGUGACGGGGACAGAGGUCGGAGAGGCGGAGGCGAAGGCUGCUCGUUUCCACGGGCCGCGCAGCGCGGAGGAGCCCAAAGACGAGCCGCUGGUGACGCGAAGUCGGACUCUGGUCUGCCCGUGACGUUCGCCGUGGACAACGCUUUAGUUGGGAGGAUAAUAGGUCGAGGAGGAGCCAAAAUCCGUGAACUUGAGGAGAGCACCGGAGCGAGGAUAAAGAUAAAUAACGGUGACUUCGAAGGCGAGGUGGUCCUCUUCGGCUCCUCUGCCGCCCAGCAGAAGGCCAAGGAGCUGAUCGAAGACCUGCUGGCUGAUGGCAACUCUCGAUCUCGCAAUGACUAUGGAGGAGGAACUGGUGGAGGAGGCUACAGAGGAGGAGGUGGCAGAGGAUUUAGGGAUCCCUCUGUCUGGUCUGCUACAGCGCUAGAGGCUGCAGCGACGGCCCCGGCACCUCCAUCUAUAGACUGGAACGACAUCCGGCAGAACAAGGACAAGUAUGAAGAGCUCAAGUGGAAAGACUGCCCCCCUCUGAAGAAGAACUUUUACACUGAGGCAGCAAGUGUGUCCAUGCUCACAGCAGAGGAAGUCAGUGAGUGGAGGAAGGAAAAUAACGAUAUCUUUGUGGACGACUUGAAGGAGGAGGGGGAGAAGCGGCCCGUCCACAGUCCCUGUCGCACCUUCCUGGAGGCCUUUGAGCUUUACCCAGACAUCAUGGAAAGUAUUGAACACGUUGGCUUCGUCAAACCAACCCCCAUCCAGUCCCAGGCGUGGCCGGUGGCCCUCAGCGGGGAGGACCUGAUCGCCAUCGCUCAGACUGGGACGGGGAAGACUCUGGCCUACCUGCUGCCCGGCUUCAUCCACAUGGACGGACAGCCUGUGCCUCGGGCCCAGCGUGGCGGUCCAGGCAUGUUGGUGCUGACUCCCACCAGAGAGCUCGCCCUGCAGAUUGAAACCGAGUGCAGCAAGUAUCGCUACAAAGGCUACAAAAGUGUCUGUAUCUAUGGCGGAGGGGACAGGAGAGCCCAGAUCGGCCUGGUGAAGGCCGGCGUGGACAUCGUGAUCGCCACACCGGGCCGACUCAACGACCUCCAGAUGAACGAGCUCAUCAAUCUUCAGUCCAUCACCUACUUGGUGCUGGACGAGGCCGACCGGAUGCUGGAUAUGGGCUUUGAGCCGCAGAUCAUGAAGAUUCUCCUGGACAUCCGCCCGGACCGGCAGACCAUCAUGACCAGUGCCACGUGGCCCACUGGUGUGAGGCGGUUGGCCAAAUCCUAUCUGAAGAACCCCAUGAUGGUCUAUGUGGGCACGCUGGACCUCGCGGCCGUUAACACGGUGCAGCAAACCGUGCUGAUCGUCCAUGAGGAGGAGAAGAAGUCCUACAUCUUUGACUUCAUCAGGAACAUGCUGCCUCUGGAUAAAGUCCUCAUCUUCGUUGGGAAGAAGCUCGUGGCAGACGACCUGUCCAGUGACAUGUGUCUGCAGGGCCUUGCUGUGCAGAGUCUCCAUGGCGACCGGGAGCAGUGUGACCGAGAAGAGGCCCUCAGCGACUUCAAAGAAAGCCGGGUUCGUAUUCUGGUCGCCACAGACUUGGCGUCUCGAGGGUUGGACGUGCACGACAUCACGCACGUCUUCAACUACGACUUCCCUCGGAACAUAGAGGAGUACGUCCACCGCGUGGGCCGCACCGGCCGAGCAGGGCGCUCAGGUGUUGCUGUUACCUUGGUAACGAGGGAGAACUGGAGAAUGGCCUCUGAGCUCAUUCCCAUCCUGGAGCGAGCCGGACAGGAGGUCCCUGAGGAGCUGGUGCUUAUGGCAGAGAGAUAUGAGAAGCACAAGAAGGAGAAGGACCUGUGCAAUCCCAGGGGAGGAGGAGGUAGGAGAGAAGGAGGAGGAGGAGGGAGGAGAGAUGGAGGGUGGGGCAGGAGCGAUGGAGGAGGAGGCAGAGAUCGAGGCCAAAACUGGGGAUUCUGAGCAUGAUUAAAAAUAUGGGACUGAUGUUGAAGGACCUGAAGCUUCUAGUGUUGUGAUUUCUUUUGAUUGACCUCAUUGUUUGUGUUUGAUGCUCAUUCAGCUUGAGCUCCUGUUUUAUUCAUUCAUAAACCUUCUGUCAGCAGCAACACUGUUCAGUUUAUGUAAAGUGUUUUUUCUUUUGAGCAGUAAACGUGUAAAAUAAAUUCUCCUUUUUAGAGACUCUUGUA